GAGAGAGAGAGAGAGAGAGAGAGAGAGAGAGAGAGAGAGAGAGAGAGAGAGAGAUGGCCAGGCAAGAAGGGUUUGUGGAGGCAAACAAUACAGAGGGAAUCAUCGUUAGAAUUGAACACAAGUCUCGCAAGAUCGAAAGCUUACUCAAACAGUCCAAACCAGUUGAGGCCCUCAAAACGGCUCUUGAAGGCGCACCCCCGAAGACCAAAGAUGAAAGAUGCAAAUCUGCGAAUUGGAUUGUGGUGCAUCGUGCUAUGAUGGCUAUAAAAGAUGUUGAUGGGAUGUUCUCUGCAUUGGAUCCUGAGUACUAUGACAUUCUCAUGAAGUACUUGUAUAGAGGUUUGGCCACUGGAGACCGUCCUACAUGUGACCAGUGCCUCCGGAUUCAUGAAAAGCUGACCGAGAAAGCUGGGUUGGGUUGCAUAUUGCGUGCCCUUUCUGACUCCGUCAACAUAGUUUGAUACUUGAAUGAGCUUCAGGAUUUUUAGACACAAUGUAGAUAACAAAAACAUUUUUAGUCAUUUACCCCUCUCUUUUACAUACAGCUUUCACCUAUUUGUGUCAAAUAGACUGCAGUCUGAAGGUUGAUGAUUUUGUAGAAAUGAUUUUAAUAAAAAAUGUAGUUUUUACUUCAA
Macadamia integrifolia is the source of this 635-nucleotide messenger RNA. RefSeq names its product actin-related protein 2/3 complex subunit 5A. The transcript is spliced from 5 exons. Lineage: Eukaryota; Viridiplantae; Streptophyta; Magnoliopsida; Proteales; Proteaceae. Gene Ontology annotation, molecular function: actin filament binding. Gene Ontology annotation, biological process: regulation of actin filament polymerization; Arp2/3 complex-mediated actin nucleation. Bases 54 to 461 code for a protein of 135 amino acids. The record is from RefSeq and is a predicted model, not a curated record. Gene Ontology annotation, cellular component: cytoplasm; actin cytoskeleton; Arp2/3 protein complex.